AUUCUCGAUUUCUCGCCAGUGCCGCGCGAACCGCCGACAGUAGCGCCCGUCGCGUUUCGUUCGUGUUCGAUAAAAGUUUUUUUAAUUCUUUUCGAAGUGUGAUUUGAAAAGUUGGUAACAAUAAAAGUAUACGAAUUGUUUUAUUAUUUUCGAAUAACGAAUUGGAUGGUGUUGUGAACAAGUGUCUCGAUUGUUGUAAACAGCUACCUGACCGACGCGUGGCGGAACAUAAAAACAAACUCUCGUCUCGCGUUUCGAAUGGUCCCCGGCAAUAAUUAGUUUGGUAAAAGUGAGUGUGUGUGCUGUGGACGCUUGAUGGUUCAAUUAGAACUGUUUUAUUAAGCUUUCGUAUGUACCACUAUUUCGCUUAAUCGGCUCUUUCUUCGGAUUACACAUGUUGAAGUUGGAGUCACCAGACGUGCGCAUGGCGCUGCCGCUGCCGGCGCGCGCGCCGGACCCCACGGCGCUGGCGGCCUACUGGGCGGAGUACGAGGACCUCUGCCGGCAGAUCAGCGCCGCAACCGAAGAUGAUGACAACCAUUACGAAGAAGGAGAAUUGGAGACCGAGUGGCUCCAAGCGGCUGGUCUUGGAUCACUAGCAGCGCCGUUCCAGGCCGGGCUGGAGGUCACCGAGGCCCAGCUGGGUGAGGCAGUCCGGCCGCUGCCCAGGGAACAGGCCGCUGCAGUCCGCAGACGCGUCAGGCGACUCAACAGAACUGUGAGGAGGAAGCGAGCCGCUUCCCGAGCCAGGAAACCUGACAUCAGAGAUGUAUUUAGAGAUUUAGAGAACUCAAGUGGUAGUGAACCGCGGUCGCGCAGUGCGACUCCCGACUCAUUGGAUUCUCUGCCGAGCGGUGGCUCCGGCAGCCCGCCCGCCGAGUGGGCCGACGCUGCUACGCCACCAGACUUUGUCGACAGCUUCCCGUCCGUGGGCACCCACACGCCGCUCGCGCGCACGCCGUCGGCGCCGGCGGGCGGGCGGCGCGCGCGCCUGUCGCCGCCAGCCGAGCCGCACUCGCCGCCGCUGCCCAUGCACGAACUCUUCAAACCUAACGACUUGCAUUGGGCAGAUAUUGCGAGUAAUACCGAGGGUAUCGAGCUCCUAGGUUACCAAAGAUACGGCACAGUUCAGGGACCGAGGAUAGGAAAGGAACGAAUCAAUGGAUCUAUACUCAAAGACAAUGAUCCAUUCAUCAGUAACAAUAAGCACGCGGCCGUGUCUCGCGCCAAGAGCGCCGCGUCCGCUCAGCAGCCACUCAGCUUCGAACACAAGUUCAAUCUCGACAGACAAAUGCUCGACCAUGAGGAGGAAUGGCCUGAAGAGGACAGUACGGUAGAUAUCGAAAGCAUUGGCGAGCCCACACUCAAGCGGCUGCCGCCCCUGCUGUGGCUGGAGCUGACCGCACUCUUCGAUCGUUACUCCCUGCCCUUCCAGAAAAGGAAAUCACCCAAGAAGAAGAGGAAAGAAGAGGGUUCAGUAUUUGGCGUAUCUUUGGAGACUCUGGUCCGCAAAGACAUGAUCCUGUGGGAGGAGACUUGGAGCUGUGCGCCCAGCAUCGUGCGAGCUCUCGCCGCAGCGCUAGUGCAGCGCACUGCUGAUGAGGGCCUGUUGAGAGUCCCAGGGAACAAGCAAAAGAUCGAGGCGCUCUGCCAGUUGAUCGAGCGACAGUGGUACUCCGACCGGUCCGCCGUCGAGGCUGCGUUGGCUCGCGCCAGCAGCCACGAUCUAGGAGCUGUGUUCAAGCGGUUAUUGCGUGCGCUACCACAACCACCUCUCACUCAGGAGCUGAUGAGGCUGUUCUAUCACACAUACGCCCUGAGUGGCACGACACAAGGGCGCGCCCUGAACCUGCUGGUGCUGCUGCUGCCGGCGGAGCAGCGCGCCACGCUGCGCGAGCUGCUGCGGCUGGUGCGCGAGAUCGUGGCCCGCCAGGACAUCAACAAGAUGACCGAACACAACGUCGCCAUGAUCAUCGCACCCACGCUCUUCCCACCCAGCCUGCUGAUCAAGCAGUCGGACAGCCUGGAGACCCAGCUGGCGACGGCGGCCAACAGCUGCCACGUGACGGAGGCGCUGAUGCGGUGGUGCGAGCAGCUGUGGGUGCUGCCGGGCUCGCUGCUGGACGCCGCGCAACGGAAGCCGCUGCCGCACCGCCGGAACCACCACACCUGACUCGCACAGCUGCAGUCAUGGGGCCCGGGACCAGGUCGGACUGGCCUUCACGUCAAGUGAACAUUAAUUUUGACCUUAGCAUUGAAACUGUCAAGGUCAAAGUUGAUCAGACGCCAGUACCAGAGUGAAUCGUUUAAGAAGGACAAUAUUAUUUAGUGUAAGUGACCUCCCAACUCAAGGUCGAUCGGAUAGAAGAGAGCGCGACCCGAUUCGAUGGAUGUCCAUUGAAUGGUGCUCACAAUAAGUAUUAUAUCAUAUAAGAACAAUUAUUAUAUCCAAUAUUAUUUUCAGUCAAAUUGUGCUGUGUUUAUUAUUAUUUUAUUCUUGAACAAUAUUUUAGAUGAGUGAUAAUUACUUUAUGCUUACCUACAAUAAUUAUACUCCAUUAUGUUAUUUCGUAUAAUAAUGUGAAUAAGAUGCCAAAUAUUCAACCAUUUUUCUUAAUUAUAGUGAUAUUAUCAUUGUUCCAACUGAGAGGCUGAGUCUAACUGAUGAGUCUUCAAAAAUAUUUGAGUUUAGUAGCCGUUUUACAGAAAUGACGAGUGAAAUCUUAGUAUAAUAAAUAUUGUAAUUGUUCUCAGUGAAAUUAGUUACAUUUACAAGGUCGUAACAUCGAGCUUAUAACAUUAUUGUGAGUGAUGAUUUUAUUGAGAACAAACUAAUUAAUUACUUUGAAAAAAAAGCUUGCAAAAGCUUGGUGCCAUCAAUGAUUCGGAUUCGAGAUUUUAUAUAAAAAUUCUUGACAUUUUGUAUAAUUUACAAGAAUAUUUAAUAACUAGAAACAAUUAAAUUUCGUUAAGAUAAUUGUAAAUUGUCGAUAUUUGAAAAUUUUAUUUAGGUGUUGCCACAUUAAAUUAAUCACACAUAUUUCAAGAAUAUGUAUGUUACCUUUUGGCAAUAAAAUAUAAACGGUUGUAAUAAUGGUGCCUUGCGUUGAUAUUAAGAUUGCACAAUUAUGUUUAAAACAUUGUAAAUACUAUAUACUUCGGUUUUUGUAAAAUAUUUUACCGAUACUAAGCAUGCAAAGACUGACUUGGUGUAUUAUUAUUAUGUAAUAUUAUUUUAUAAGUGUAUCUUCUUUUCAAAAUCAAUAAAAAUGCAUAUUACUUA
This is a messenger RNA of Spodoptera frugiperda (fall armyworm), 3283 nucleotides long. RefSeq names its product rho GTPase-activating protein conundrum (gene conu). Gene Ontology annotation, biological process: signal transduction; regulation of small GTPase mediated signal transduction; regulation of actin filament polymerization. The record is from RefSeq and is a predicted model, not a curated record. Bases 395 to 2173 code for a protein of 592 amino acids. The transcript has 12 exons. Gene Ontology annotation, molecular function: GTPase activator activity. NCBI's taxonomy places the organism in Eukaryota, Metazoa, Arthropoda, Insecta, Lepidoptera, Noctuidae. Gene Ontology annotation, cellular component: cytoplasm.